CGUAAUGCAUUGAGAGUUUGCCACUGGGAAAGCGAAAGCCACAAUUUCGCCGCAUACUAUCCCGAGAAAUCGCUUCCAGAUACGUGUGUGGUGUUCGUCACAUCGCGUGCUUUCGAGUACGUAGAUUUUUAUUCUUUUUUGAUCAUCGUCCUGAACACUGUCUCGCUGGCAUGUAAACAUUAUCCCUCUGGGCACAGAUUCGAGUAUAUCCUCGAUGUGCUCAAUCUCGUCUUCACCGGAGUGUUCGCAUUCGAGGCUUUCUUCAAAAUCAUAGCUUUGAAUCCUAAGAACUACUUUGGUGAUCGAUGGAAUGCCUUUCGACUUCGUGAUCGAUCGAAUCUUAUCUCGAUCAAUUUCUUUCGACUGUUUCGUGUGAUGCGUCUUGUCAAGCUACUGUCACGAGGAGAGGGUAUUCGAACGCUGCUGUGGACUUUCAUGAAGUCGUUUCAGGCUUUGCCGUACGUCGCCUUGCUCAUUGUUCUACUGUUCUUCAUUUAUGCUGUCAUUGGUAUG
Ostertagia ostertagi is the source of this 513-nucleotide messenger RNA. The record is from the annotation of a GenBank genome assembly. NCBI's taxonomy places the organism in Eukaryota, Metazoa, Nematoda, Chromadorea, Rhabditida, Trichostrongylidae.